Hyaloperonospora brassicae is the source of this 1518-nucleotide messenger RNA. The record is from the annotation of a GenBank genome assembly. Lineage: Eukaryota; Oomycota; Peronosporomycetes; Peronosporales; Peronosporaceae.
AUGACCGCAAGGACGUUGCUGCGGUUGUUGCUGCUGCACGACCGACUGGAGACAGCUGACGACUGGGAUGGGGCGCUGGAAGAGGAGGGACAACUGCAUGGUAACGCUACGGACAUGGACGACGAACAAGAGGCUCGUCGUCGACGUGCGUUACGGAUCGUCGGCGCCAUCGGCGACGUCGUACCGCAUCUGCCCAAUUACAGCGCCGUGUCGACGAAAUUAACGGCACUGAUGCACUAUGGCGAAAAAGUGGACGCAGGUCAACUCCAUCAACUUGUGCAGCAAUGGCUGCAGCAGUCCCAUCGUACGCUUUUUCGAAAAUGGCUCGUCUGCGACUGGCUGCAGUGUAGCCAGCUAACAAUUACAGCAGGAGAUGCAGAAGAGCUCGUGCAAUGGCGACACGCGCUGGUGGUAGCGACACUGCACGAGGUGGUCAAGUCACUCAAGUGGACCUUACUGCGAAUCCUGCACGCAGUCAACGAGGCGAUGGAAACGCGAUGUACAGACGACCGAGACGCGAAAGGGACGAUCGAUACGUCGACGGCGGCAUCGAUGCAGGCGAUCGGGACCGUCGAAGAGCUGCUGGAUUUUUGUUUUCUACGUGCUGAGCAGCUUGCAAGUUACAGUCUUCUCUGUGCUGCGAAACUGCAUGCGCUGGCGGUGAAGACCCAGCGGAGCGCGACAAAACUCGUGGAAGACGAGGAGGUGCUGGUGAGGUUGCGGUGGGCGUUCAUGCUGAAGCCCAUGCUCUUUCGACCCCUGCUACAGCACGCAAUCGCGUUGAGGACUAUCGCGGAAAAAAGUGCAGCACAUCACGUGCGCACGAGCACAGCACUGUCGGGUCUUGUCAACUUGGUGGAUGCCACCAGUCGAGCGACGAUUUUGCUGGAGAUGCGUGCAAUGGGAAACGAGCUGGAUCGUGCGUUCGCUCGUGGUGCUAAGCACAUUCGCAGACUUGUCUUGACAUCAACAUGUCGAGCUGCUAUCGAGUCUGCUGUGCGUGAGUACGUCCAAACACUUUCGAACGGAGCGAAAGAACGUCUACUGGCAGAGCUGGAACGUGACUUGGACGAGGCACCACCACACUUGUUCCCGCACAUCUUCAUCUACUUAUCGUUGCUUCUCGGCGCCACGCUUUCACCGCGAGUUCCAGGUCACCAGAACCCCGUGACGUUCCGCGCCGUGUCGAUCUUGCUCUCGCUCUUUGAUCGACGUGGUCACGACGUUGAUAGCUGUCAAGACGUGCUCGGCCAGUUGCUUCACCCCGCGCUUGCCGACGACCCCAUGUGGCUCGACGAGCAAAACUCGUCACUGUACAUUGAGACAAUCGCGCGGCUCUCUGAGACUGCAACGAUUCAAGUCGAGCCACAAAAGCUGACGUGGGUCGUCACCAUGGCUUUGCACUACCUGCUCUUCGAGUGCGACGUCAAGCUCCUUCAUCGCCACCAAGCAACGCUCACACAAUGUGUACCCCAGCGCACCGUGCGCCUCGUCAAUAUUCGGCUCGGCAACUGUUGA